CGGCUAUUUGAUUAAAAUAUUUUAGUGGUAAUACAACAGCCGUCAGCUAAUCAGCAACAUGUGGACAGCAGUGCGAAGUGGACUGUUUUGAUGUUUUGUUUUUCUAUUUUCUCAACUAAAUAAAGUGAUCAACGAUGAAGGAGACGCCGCUGUCAAACGUUGAACGGGACUUUAUUAUAGAUGCCAUCAAGUCAGGAAAGAGAUUAGAUGGUCGUGACACAUAUGACUACAGAAACAUCAAGAUCGUAUUUGGUAUAGAGAGAGGUAGCUGUGAGGUACAUCUUGGACAGACGAGAGUGUUGGCUCAAGCGUCAUGCAAGGCUGUGGAACCUAAGAAUGCCAGACCAACAGAAGGACAACUCUAUCUAAAUCUUGAACUCUCACCGAUGGCUUCACCCAGCUUCGAGGCAGGACGGUUAUCGGAGUACGGAGUUGAGCUGAAUCGGUUAUUGGAGAAAUGUCUUAAGGAGUCCAGAGCUGUGGAUUUAGAGUCUCUCUGCAUUGUAGCUGGGGAAAAGGUUUGGCAGAUCCGUGUGGAUGUUCAUGUCUUGAACCACGAUGGUAGCAUCUUAGACUGCGCUAGUGUCGCAGCAAUAACUGCCCUGUCUCACUUCAGGAGGCCAGAUGUUUCAGUCGUUGGAGAAGCAGUCACAAUUCAUCUACCAGAGGACAGAGAUCCAGUGCCAUUGAGUGUGCAUCACAUGCCACUUUGUACCACAUUCGCUUUCUACGAACAGGGGAAGUAUCUUCUGGUGGAUCCGAUGUACAAAGAAGAGUUGGUGAUGGAAGGCAACAUGGUAGUGUCAAUGAAUGCCCACAGGGAACUAUGCACAGUCCAGAUGACAGGAGGGAUGCUUCUACUGAAGGACCAGAUUUUGCGAUGUUCCCAGAUUGCUGUCAUCAAGGUUGGUGAGAUUACAGAACUCAUUAAGAAGGCCUUGAGUAAUGACGCCAGAGCACGGUCAGAGGGACGGAAGUUUGGUUUUGCAGAAUCCCUUCCUCAGAGGAGAAUAACUACAUCUGUAGCCAAACCUGAGCCCGUCGAUACAUCAGAGUCAAUGGAGACUGCACAGGAUGUCAUAGACAGAUCAGAACCAGUUCAGGUUCCUGACACCAAACCCAAAGUUCUGGAUUCUGGUUUUGGAGGAAUCGGAGAAGGGUCAGCAAGCACGUGGCUCAUACCAGGGGAUGAAGAUGAGGUGGAGGAGGAUGAUAUUGGGGAUGAGGAUGUUAAAGAGUUUGAUGUCAUGGAGGAAGAGGAAGAACAAGAAAGCAAAGAGUCUAAAAAGAGAGCUGUGGAGGAGUGCCAUAGUGACAGUAGUGAAGAAGAAGCGACUGUAACGCUCAACGAAGCAGACAUUAGCAACCUAAACACAAGAAAAGCCGCAGAUCCAUCAGCUGAUCUGGAUCUUUCUGUUGCCCUCAAAGCCACAAAUCCAAAGAGUGUGACAACGAGAGAACCAUCGUCAAAAAAGAAAACCAAACGGAAAGGAAAGAAAACAAAGUGAUUUUGCUUGAAUCAUCUUCCAAAUUAAUAAGAAAUGCAGAUAUAUUCUUCUCAUGUCAGAACCGAAUGCUCAAAAGCAGUUGGGUUGUUUACUUUUUAAAGGAAAAGUAUACCUUUGGUUUUUGGAACCAGUUGAUUGUGUUAAUCCUGUGUAAAUAUAGAUAUACACGACAAAACUAAGUUGUGAAAAUUUCAUUUCAAAAAAUGGUUGGUUUUUGAGAUAUCGUCAAAAAUCCGGAGCAAUUAUGACCACAAAGGAAGAAUAAUCUGUAACUAGAUCACACAAUCUGACCUAAGACUGAUAUUUUUUUCCAUAUCUCAAUACUUCAAAGUGAAAUGAUUCUCAAAAUUCUUUACAUUGCUUUAUCAAAAGUUGCUAUACUUCUAACUUAAGUAAGUUUUCAUUGGCAUUAAUUUUAAGAGUGAUUACCAAACAUAUACCUCUCCUUUAAGUUAUUGCCUACCAAAAACCUAUGUGAAGGGUGUACACACAUUCUCUGUUUGUUCCACAAGCCAUUUCAUCAUCUCAAUGAUACAUUAUUACAAUAAACAACAUUUUAUGUUUCGAUGGCAACGGUGCAUUCUGGGUACUUGAUUCUUGCAUUGCCAUUACUGAGCUGAACUCCGCCAAACAAGAACUAAUGGUCUUGAAAAGCUUAGUAAUGAAUUGGUUACCAAAAUCUAUAAGCCAUGUCACACGAGGCAGGGCUGAUGAAAUCAGUCCUAUUAAUCAGUACCCGUAUUGGUUACAACAGCCCUUCAAACGACCUUUGUCUAAGUUCAAGUUGUGACUUGACUGAAAUCAAAGUUUGGAAGUCAGCUUUGAUCUGAGUGUAUGCUUUAACUGCAAAUUAUUGUUUCAAGAGUCUGUUAUAGUCACAACUUCUUCAACAAAAAGUACAGUCAACCCCAACUUGUAUAAAGAGGUUCUUAUAAUAAAGAUGACAUUCUGAAGUACUGAA
Molecule: messenger RNA, 2469 nt
Organism: Asterias rubens (European starfish)
Lineage: Eukaryota; Metazoa; Echinodermata; Asteroidea; Forcipulatida; Asteriidae
Product: exosome complex component RRP45-like
Exons: 12
Coding region: 135-1508 (457 amino acids)
Biological process (GO): TRAMP-dependent tRNA surveillance pathway; U4 snRNA 3'-end processing; U5 snRNA 3'-end processing
Cellular component (GO): cytoplasmic exosome (RNase complex); nuclear exosome (RNase complex)
Source: RefSeq, a predicted model, not a curated record